This is a messenger RNA of Penicillium verrucosum, 717 nucleotides long. RefSeq lists its product as uncharacterized. The coding region runs from base 1 to 717 and encodes 238 amino acids. The record is from RefSeq and is a predicted model, not a curated record. The transcript has 11 exons. Lineage: Eukaryota; Fungi; Ascomycota; Eurotiomycetes; Eurotiales; Aspergillaceae.
AUGACUUCCUAUCGAAGGAUCUUCCGUAGUACCCUAUUGAGCUACGGAGUCGAUACGAUCCUAGACUACGGACGGGAGCUAAUAGAGGAGAUUAAGAAAAUCCGGAAUAUAAAGAAGACGAUAGAGGAAGACUACCCGGCGAUCACGUCGCUCUAUCGAGCUAUAUACGGUAUAAUCCUUUUUACUAUUCUAUAUAAAGGAUUAGGGAUAAGAGCUAUCCGCGAGAGCGACUACUAUAGUAGAUCUCUACUAGCGGAUUUCAAAAAUCUGAUCCGGGAUUGUAAGAUACUCCCCGACUAUAUAGAGGAUAAGGUACCGCUAUAUAUAGAUCACUCGAUAGUGGUCAAAUUCGAUACGCGUAACGCGGCCGGGUAUCGAAUAGCGACGUAUCCGAAGCCUCCGCCGUACUCUAUAGUACCUUUUAAGAAGGACCCGAUGUUUAUAGGCCGUAAAGCUAUGUAUCACGAGCGGGUAGUAUUAGUAGGGUUAGCCGGUAUUAGCGCGGUUAGAAUAGGGCUAUUAGCAGAUUGCUAUAGUUACGGAGAUUCCGGGACGGGACGAUCCGAAGAUAAAUAUUCUCUAGCUCUACUAGAUAAUACGGAUAACGAUAGUAUCUUUUUUAGUCGUAAUAUAUUUAACGAACGAGGGCCGCUAUCUUACGGCACGGAAUCUAGUAGGAAGCGAGAGUUAUGUGAUCGCGGUUUAGCUAAUAAAUAA